AUGGAAGUGGUUGUCGUAGCAGAGGAGGUGAAUCGUCCGGCAAAGGUUGUGGACGAUGUGAAAGAGACGCCAGAGAACGGGAUCGGCCUGGUGAUCCCCAGCAACAGGAUCCAGGUUUCCAGCGGCAAGAAGCCCGUACGCUUCUACGUCAACCUCGCCAAGGUGUACUCUGAUCCCGUUCGGUUCUCUGGAUCUGACUGGAGAAGACUUCUUCGAUUUUCUUGUCUUUCGUCUUUCUCGCUUCGUCCUCUUGAUUUCAGUUACCGACUGGUCGGCGGUCUUCUGAGAAUUUCGUGGAAAUCAUUUUUGAAUUGCUGAUUCCCUUGGUGUCUGAUUUUACAGAGGAUCAUCCAUCAGCACAACGAGGUCGUGCUCUCCGCUCUGGGGAAGGGUAGGGAUGUAUUCCUAUUUUCCUUCCAUUUUUACCUAUCUUGGUACACUGGAAUAUGGCAGCUCUUCCCUCGAAUUUGUCUUCCAUUUCGUGUCUAGAUCUUUCUCUUUUGGUUCUUUUGGCUUUUCCCGGGACCUGCAUUACGUUUAAUGGUAAUUAUAACUUCCAUUUUCGUCGAAUGCGCGCUGUGAAUAGGCUAAAUCAAGGUUGAGUAGUAUGGUUAGUUUUUCUUGCUGUUGCAUUAUUCUUGUCUGUAUGGUUUGUUUAAACAGCAAUGAAUAUGUCUACGAAUGGGAAGGGAUGUGUAGCUAGUAUUUUAGGUUGAAGAGAUAAAUGUGAGUACAUUACCAUACGUCCUGGUUUGAUUAUUUAUGUGAAGCCCGGCUUAUGUUAAUCACAAUCCUAAUGGAUUCCAUGUGACCUUGAACUCAGCAAUUGGAACAGUCGUCAGCAUCUCUGAAAUCUUGAAAGCUACUGGCUGGGCCACGGAGAAGAGUAAGAACAGAAGAAGACUUUUACAUAACCUUCCAAGAAGCAGGGAUCUGCAAUUUCUUAACCAUUUUGUAAUUUUUUUUUUAACUUUUUUUCUGAUCAGAGAUCUCGACAUCAACCAUCGAAUCGAAAGAUGAGAAUAGGGGCCGCCUCAUCCACAAAGCCAAGGUGAGUACGCAUUCUGCGCAUGAUGAAAACUUCUUUUGUUGUCAAAUUGUUAUUACCUCUGGCUCUCUUUGUUUCCACAGCUUGAGAUUCUACUGGGGAAGGCAGAACACUUUGAUGAUCUGAUGGGGGCUGGUAGACAUGCGGAGCCGUCAGAAGUUCAGAAAAACUGA
Spirodela intermedia is the source of this 1221-nucleotide messenger RNA. The record is from the annotation of a GenBank genome assembly. Lineage: Eukaryota; Viridiplantae; Streptophyta; Magnoliopsida; Alismatales; Araceae.